CCGCCACAAAACUUGCUUCCACUCAUAUCAUGUCAUUGGCCUAUGGAAAGAACCGCACAGCGCAGCUGCCGCCCAACGUGAACCGGAUCCUGCUGGUCAAAAACCUGCCGUUCAAGAUCACUGCAGAGGAAAUGUUUGACCUGUUUGGCAAAUACGGCGCUAUCCGCCAGAUUCGCAUGGGCACCGAGCCUACUACCAAAGGCACAGCGUUUGUCGUCUACGAGGACAUCUACGACGCGAAGGAAGCAUGCGACCAUCUGCAAGGGUUCAACGUGAUGGGCCGGUAUUUGAUUGUGCUGUAUUACCAGACAAACCACCGGUCAAAAAAGACCGAUCUUGCCAAGGAGGAGGAGCGGAUUGCCCAGCUCCGGCAGCGGUACAAGGAGAUGAACCCAGACGGCGACGACGACCUGAGCUGAGGCGGCCGUGAACGAGUUGAGCAGUAGUAUUUAAAAAUAAACAGGGCAUAACUAUGCAACA
This is a messenger RNA of Linderina pennispora, 480 nucleotides long. RefSeq names its product RNA-binding domain-containing protein. Gene Ontology annotation, molecular function: RNA binding. NCBI's taxonomy places the organism in Eukaryota, Fungi, Kickxellomycota, Kickxellomycetes, Kickxellales, Kickxellaceae. The coding region runs from base 30 to 419 and encodes 129 amino acids. The transcript has a single exon. Gene Ontology annotation, biological process: mRNA splicing, via spliceosome. The record is from RefSeq and is a predicted model, not a curated record. Gene Ontology annotation, cellular component: catalytic step 2 spliceosome; precatalytic spliceosome; U2 snRNP.